UUUCCUUUUCAUGUAAAUUUUACGAAAAUUUUUACUCCUCAUGUCAUAUGUUCUUAUUGAAAACUGUAUUUGAUAUUUAUGUUUUAAUUCGAGUAUAACAUAUUAUAGUAUAGUACAAUUACGUAUAGCCGCGCGGUGUUUAUCAAGUUGUUUACAAAUGGCGCCGAGCUUUAUUUUUGUUUUUAUUAGCUCUUUGGAUAAAAGUAGUUAAGCUUGAGAAAAAAAUAUUUUAAUGAUGGAGAACAAGGAUCAAUUGAAUGAACUCCAAAAAACUGCUAAAAAAUUAACCGAAGAUAUUCAGAAUAUGCCAAAUUAUAAAAAUUUAUACAAUGAAAUUCAGAGAUUGGUUGCAUCUUCGGCAGUAAAAAAAGAAGAUUUCAAAAAAACACUGUUUGAAGCUUUAAAAAAGGAUGGUUUAGAAACUCACAUUAGAAAUACAGUUUUUCAUUGGACAAGAUCGCAAAAUUCAAUUGAAACACCCAAUGAGUAUGAAGCAGAUUUGAGUUACUUGAAAAAAGCCCAGAUUCAAUGGGAAAGAAGAAUACAGAAAUCUUUAAACUCUAUGUGUAAUGAACUAAAUGUUCCACUUGCAAGAAUCAGACCAAAUGCUGACAGAGAAGAGCUUUCAGAAAAGUGGAAUGAAUUGAGUACCUGUGAUUUUGAUCUGACUAAUUAUAGACCUUUGUAUGCUCCAAAAGACUUCUUAGAAGUACUGUUUUCAGUCAGAGAUCCAUCAUUUAAAAAGCAGCAAAAUGAACCAAAUUGGGAGUUUAGCCAUAUUCAAAUCAAAGUGAAAACUUUAUCAGAACUUAGAGGAAUAUACAAGGAACUUUCAGAAGGUGUUGCACUUCUUGGUGUCAAUGGCAACAUUCCAUCUAUAGGUAAUUUUCCAAAUUUAGAAGCUGAAAGGGCAAAUCUGGGGGAAAAAGUUUUGAAGGUCAACCAUGCACCAAUUGCCCAAGAAUUUUUAAAGUGUGGAUCUCCCAGAGCUUUGAGAGGGAAACUUUGGUCUCUUGUAUUAGAUUCAAUUGUUAGAGAAAAUGAUGUUGAAUACUAUAAGGAAUUGCAAACUAUGGUUUUACAGUAUGAUAUAAUGGUAGACAAAUUAAUAAUUAAGGAUGUUCAACUGACAGCUAGUAACGAUGACCAAUAUUUUGUUUUUGAAGAUGUUCUAUAUAAAACUAUGUUGAGCUUUUCAAGAGACUCUGAAGUCUUACCUACAGUAACAGCAGACCAAAGUGCAGGAGGUCAGGUCAUUCAUGCAGUUCUUCAAGGCAAACCUGCAACCCUAGAAAAUACUUUAGUUUUUCCUCCAAGUGGAGUUAUUCCUUUUCAUGGUUUUACUAUGUAUGCUACGCCUUUCUGCUACUUGUAUGAUGAUCCAUGUGCAAUGUACUUCACAUUUCGAGCAUUUUAUUUGAGAUACUGGUUUCGUUUGCACACAGUAUCCAGUCAUGAACAAGGAAUAGUUGCAUUAUGUCUUUUAUUUGAAAGAUUAUUGCAAUGUCAUGAGCCACAGCUGUGGGCACAUUUUAGAAAUCUACACAUUCAACCAAUAAAAGUUGUUUUCAAAUGGCUGAUGAGAGGCUUCAGUGGUCAUCUACCUCCAGAACAAUUGUUGUAUUUGUGGGAUUUGAUUCUUGGAUAUGAUUCUUUGGAAAUAAUAUCAUUGCUAGCUGUAACUAUUCUCAGUUUUAGAAAGGAAAAUUUGAUGCAAGUGAAUACUUCUCAGCUGGUUGAAAAUGUUUUGGCUGAUUUAUCAUCAAUAAAAGUCAUGCCACUAUUACAACUAAGUCUAUUGAAUGACUGAAUAAAAAAUGUGUGAUUGAAUUUAUAUGAAAAAAAAUUAUAUGGAAAUUAAACCAG
Phymastichus coffea is the source of this 1866-nucleotide messenger RNA. RefSeq names its product TBC1 domain family member 19. Lineage: Eukaryota; Metazoa; Arthropoda; Insecta; Hymenoptera; Eulophidae. The transcript has 11 exons. The coding region runs from base 233 to 1810 and encodes 525 amino acids. The record is from RefSeq and is a predicted model, not a curated record.